AUGAAUUGCACAAAGAAAAUUACGACCAAAUGUAAGAUUGAACUUAAGUCUACAACUAAUUUUCUCGACAAUUUAAUGAAUUAUAUACAAUUUUUACUUUUUUGCUGUCCAAGUUUACAAUCUAUUGAAUUUGAUUUUACUUUUGAUUCGAAGUUGAAAACCAAUUUUUGUAUCUCCUCAGGCUUUUACAAAUUAAUUUCUGGUGGCUCUGUUCCUUCACUUUCACCUGAAGAGUUUGUUACAAAUCUUGAAUUAUUUUUUACUUCAAUUAUUGAUUUUCUCAAAAAUCUAGAAAAGGGUGGUAAAGAUUUGAAAAUUAAAAUAGAAUUUUAUUCAACAUUUGAUACAAAUACUUUUGAUCUUAUUCCUAAAAAUAAUUUGGGAACACAUAUCGAAAAAGAUUUGCUUGUUGAUACAACGAAUGCCAAUUAUCUUGAUGAGUCUCCAGAACAUUAUGCACGUGAUAUAGAAAUUGUUGAUUCCAUUGGAAGACAACAUAAAUGUUUAUUUAAAAUAUUUUCUGUAAUACCAGCCUAUAUUGAAUGUACGUUUUCCUUUUUUUAA
Meloidogyne enterolobii is the source of this 564-nucleotide messenger RNA. The record is from the annotation of a GenBank genome assembly. NCBI's taxonomy places the organism in Eukaryota, Metazoa, Nematoda, Chromadorea, Rhabditida, Meloidogynidae.